Molecule: messenger RNA, 1185 nt
Organism: Lottia gigantea (owl limpet)
Lineage: Eukaryota; Metazoa; Mollusca; Gastropoda; Lottiidae
Exons: 14
Biological process (GO): intracellular signal transduction; cell surface receptor protein tyrosine kinase signaling pathway
Source: RefSeq, a predicted model, not a curated record
AUGGAUAUUAUGUUAGAUAAUGGAAAUACUGUCAAAAUAUGUACAGUAUCGAAUACAUUGGAUUAUGCCAAAGCACAACCAAGAAAACCCAUGAAAAUGCCCCUCCCUCCGCUACCUAAUAGUUCAGCCCCAGCUCUUCCUCCUCGCCGUGGUGCCCCACCCCCACCACCUCCUCAGGACCAGGAUGAGUACGACGAGUUCUCUUUUGAAGCAGACGAGGAAGACUAUGACGAGUUUGACGUCGAAAAUAAAUCUCCACCAAAACCAGCUUUUAAACCUCCAGCGCCACCUACAGAGCCAGAUGAAUAUUAUGAUGAAUUUGCUGUAAGUGAGUCACCGCCGUCUGGACCAAGUAUUUAUAUGAUGGGCGAUACAACAGACGAAGCUCCACCUCCACCACCACCACCAUCUUUUUCUGGUCGUCCUAAACUUUCCAAACCACCUGCUAACGAAAUAGAAUAUAUGGAUCCCGAUGAAGAUGAAAAUAUAAGCGCUGGAAGUCAUUCAUCUACAGGUUCAAGUGGACCUCCUGUACCAGGAAAUAGGAAACCAGAGUUACCCAGUAGAGUAGAGAAACCUAAGAAAGCAGGUCAAUCUAUUUUUACCCUGGACACAAAUACUCUUACCAAUGUGAAAAGUAGACUAAAAAAUGUUGGGUUUAAUAAGAAGCCAGAAAAAAAGAACGACGAAGAAAAACAAAAUAUUUUUGGAAAGGCUCUCAAACCAGAAAAGAACAUUCUUGCAGCUAAACCAACCCCUCCUAUAAAACCACCAUCACAAACUAGUAAUCUCAAAAAUAAAUUUUUUACUAAAUUUUCUUCAAAACCAAAAGAUAUGCCACCAGUGCCCCCUAUACCAGAUUUAAAAAUUGAUGCAUUCCAAAGUAACGAGUCUCAUUCACAUCAUUCGGAUAAGAAACUUGAACAUAACAAUUCAAGUCAUCAUGAAGAUCAAAUUGAUCAUAGCACGCCAGAAGUAGAAGAUGAGGAGGUCGAUGCGAUUUACGAUGACGCCACAUCGCAAUUGGACGAUCCACUUCUGGUUCAUAAAUGGUAUCAUGGUUUGAUAGACAGGGAAGAAUCCAAUAAACGAUUGAAGUCGAUUGGCUCAGAUGGUACAUUUUUGGUUAGACAAAGUACAAAAGAAAACCACCCAUGCACAUUAGCAGUUUUGUAUCAAAAUCAC